Molecule: messenger RNA, 527 nt
Organism: Syzygium oleosum
Lineage: Eukaryota; Viridiplantae; Streptophyta; Magnoliopsida; Myrtales; Myrtaceae
Exons: 2
Coding region: 83-364 (93 amino acids)
Biological process (GO): microtubule-based process
Cellular component (GO): dynein complex
Molecular function (GO): dynein intermediate chain binding; dynein light intermediate chain binding
Source: RefSeq, a predicted model, not a curated record
UGGUCUAUAAUAGGCGUGUGGAAAAAUCACCAUAAUCUUCAAGAUUCUACAGAGAGAGAGAGAGAGAGAGAGAGAGAGAGAGAUGUUGGAAGGUAAAGGAAUGGUGAAGGAGACCGACAUGCCAGAGAAGAUGCAGAGCCAAGCCAUGGCUGCUGCUUCCCAAGCACUUGAUCUAUUCGACGUCUCGGACUGCAUCUCCCUAGCUUCACACAUCAAGAAGGAGUUUGACAGGGAAUAUGGGAGUGGAUGGCAAUGUGUGGUGGGCUCAAACUUUGGGUGUUACUUCUCCCACAAGCAGGGGACUUUCAUCUACUUUUCCUUGGAGAAGCUCAAUUUCCUCAUCUUCAAAGGAGCCUCUUCUUAGAGAGAGAGAGAGAGAGAGAGAGAGAGAGAGAGAGAGAGAGAGAGUUGCAUGGAUCUGGAGAGUUAUGCAGAUCUCCUAGAGAUUCAUGGCUUUUUGUGUAUAUAUCAUAUGGCAAUGGUAAUAUACUUGCAGUUGUAAUUUAUUCACGACCCGCUUUUGUUCA